UCGUCCGGAAGAUCAACACGUCUUUCGAUUUCUAUGGCAAGCGUCUGCCACUGAACCAAUUAAGAUAUAUGUGAUGCAAAGCCUUAUUUUCGGUGCAAAUUGCGCGCCUUUUAUCGCGCAACAUAUAAAAAAUAAAAAUGCACUUAAAUACGAGGACCAGUAUCCCGAAGCCGUUCAAGUGAUUUUAAACUCUCAUUAUAUGGACGAUUGUUAUUAUUCCACAGAUAGUGAGGAAAAUGCUAUUCAAUUAAUUAAAGAUAUUACGUAUAUACAUAGCAUGGGUGGCUUCGAGAUACGUGGUUGGUCUAGCAACAGCAGGAGUGUUCUGAACGCGUUGCCGGCCACGGCGCUGGCUCAGUCAGCUGUUCAGUUCAAGGACGGGGCCACUAAUAUGACUGAGCGCGCUCUCGGUUUAAUGUGGCAUCCUGCUGACGACACUUUUAGUGUAAAAGUGUCGACUGGGCAGAUCUCGCCUGAGAUUUCAAAUGGAAGCGUUCCGCCUACAAAGGCUAAAAUGCUUAGCAUUAUUAUGUCAAUUUAUGACUUACAUGGUUUUCUCACACCGUUUGUUAUAAAAGCUAAAAUUCUAUUUCAAGACGUACACCGAAGCGGAGUCGACUGGAAGUGCCAGAUCCGGCCUGAAGAACAUGCUCGUUGGCAGGUUUGGCUCGACGAGUUGAAGCAGCUGGAGUCGCUGCGCAUACCGCGCUGGUACCUGCGCGCCGGCACCUGGACGCCGUGCUAUGACUCACCGUCAACGUCUGCGUCAUGCUUGGGGAGAUUGAUGAGCUGACUAAUGCCAGUGAAUGGCAUUACGUGCCAUCCCGUCUGAAUAUAGCCGACAUUGCGACCAAGGUGGACAGUCCUCCGCUGAACUAUAGUCAAGCGUGGUUUCAAGGUCCUGCAUUCCUGCGUCAACCCGAAGACC
Messenger RNA from Leguminivora glycinivorella, 928 nucleotides. RefSeq lists its product as uncharacterized. The record is from RefSeq and is a predicted model, not a curated record. Bases 74 to 793 code for a protein of 239 amino acids. The transcript is spliced from 2 exons. NCBI's taxonomy places the organism in Eukaryota, Metazoa, Arthropoda, Insecta, Lepidoptera, Tortricidae.